Messenger RNA from Boeremia exigua, 372 nucleotides. RefSeq lists its product as uncharacterized. NCBI's taxonomy places the organism in Eukaryota, Fungi, Ascomycota, Dothideomycetes, Pleosporales, Didymellaceae. The coding region runs from base 1 to 372 and encodes 123 amino acids. The record is from RefSeq and is a predicted model, not a curated record. The transcript has 4 exons.
AUGCGACCACUAAAUAUAUUCGCUAUUCUGGCGGUGUUGUCCGCCGAGGUGCUUUCGUCAGCAGUCGCGCAAGCGGGCACUCCAUCACCACCAAUCACAUCCACACCAACAUGUGAACAUACUAUCUUCAAGGAGCCCUCAUUUGAGGCGACUUGUACAAAUUACGGCAAGACAGUGACCUCCACAUCAUACACUGAUUGCGACUUCGGCUGCACGCUGGUCACGAAGAAACUCGGACUCGGAACUCCGUGCCAAACUGUUGUAUACAAUCGAGGUCGUAUUGCGACGACUGUGACGAGCUGCAGGCCACCGCCAACGACAACCAAGACUGUAACCGAGUACUACACGCUUACCAUGAGUACAGGCUUGUAG